This is a messenger RNA of Acanthaster planci (crown-of-thorns starfish), 4230 nucleotides long. RefSeq names its product SWI/SNF-related, matrix-associated actin-dependent regulator of chromatin, subfamily a, containing DEAD/H box 1 (gene smarcad1). The record is from RefSeq and is a predicted model, not a curated record. NCBI's taxonomy places the organism in Eukaryota, Metazoa, Echinodermata, Asteroidea, Valvatida, Acanthasteridae. Gene Ontology annotation, molecular function: ATP binding.
CUAAAGCAUCACUACCUCCACGGCCACUGCCGCAACUGCAAGUUUUGGCACUUUGUGCAAGCCCGGUGCUGUGCCUGUGAAUGCAGCCUUUGAGAAGUUUUGUAGCUUUCAUAACCGUGUGAUUUUUGUAUAUGAAAUGAGUGUCAAAGGGUUACCAUCAUUACUGGACAGGUUUAGAUAUCAGGAACGAAUAUCUCCAAGGUUUUUGAAGUGUUCAUCAUGUCCAUUGAUGUCGGAAAACGACGUCGACAGUCAUGACCCUAAUAUUAACACUAUGAUGAACACUCGGCACAAAAAAGGCAACCCGCAUCACCUGAAUGCAAAGUCACCACCGAGGAUGUUAAACUCCAACACGUCUGAACAUGCCGAAUCAACGAUGUCUAGUCCAUCAUGUUCAUUUCACUCUCAAGACUCUGAAGUGACUUGUAUUCCUGAAACUCCGUCUGUUGUGUCAACUCCAAGCAGUCCUGUCAUGAGUGGAACCAAGCAUGUAGCCAGACGACAUGAAGCUAAGCUAAUCUGUAAUACAUUCUCGUCAGACUCAGAGGACUGUGGAACACCAAAGAUGAAACCAAAUUCUAGAGAAAGAAGACCUCCUGUUAAACCCAUAGGAGAAAGGAAAUUUCGGUCGAUAUCAACAGGAAGUGAGGAUCCUGAUUCUGAUGAUGAUACCAGAUCCAGUAGCCCGGUGUUUGGUGCUAGUUCAACUUGUCAUCAUAGUGAACAACAGAAACUUUCAGGUACCAGUGCAUGUGGUUCAUUCAAAUUCAACAAAACCCUCAACCUGGCCUCAACUUUUAAGUGGUCUCCUAUUCAGUACACUGCUCUGCCAAGUAGUUCAGAGUCAGACACAGACGCAACCACACUGGACAGCAAUUCUAACAAAAGCUCCUUGAACAAGGCUGGAUUAAGUGAAUUAUAUUCAGAGAGUCCACCUCCAACAGUAAGGAGAAAGAGGAAAAGGAGACGGAUUUUGUCUGAAGGUCAAGAGAGCAUCGAUGGAGGUUUUGAGGAAGAGAACAUUGAGACAAAACAGAAGGAAGACAUCAUGAAACUACAAGAAAUGUUUCCUCAGUUGAAAGCCAAGAAACUGAAGGAUACCCUGGUAUCUGUAGAUUGGUGUGUGAAGGAAGCAGCAUCUGUUAUAAUUGGUCAAGACAUUGAUGACGGUCAAUCAGAUCAAAAAGAUUCACCUAAAGGAAGAAGGGUUCAGAAGAAGAAGCGUCGCAAGGUAGAGCACCUGUCUGACAAGGAAAACAAUCAACGUUGGCUGUCCAAGUCCAAAAUGACUUCAUAUUUCCCAAAGAUAACAAGGCCAGGACAACAAAUCAGUAAGUUGAAGCAGAGACGUCCAGAUAAGGAAAUAUUGAGUAGUGAAGACGAGACAUUCUCUUUGAGUAGUGACGACUCUGAUGAAGAUGCCUCGUACGACAAAAAUGGUGAGGAGGAUGAAGAGCAGACUGAAAUGAAUCAUCUCAUCGUGUCUUUCUUCAAUGAUGCAACACCAGAGGAGUUACUAAGCAUUAGUCAGUGCUCUAAGGCUAAGGUCAAGAAGAUUGAAGCUUUGAGACCAUUUGAAGACUACAGUGACCUAAUUGCAAAGUUUGACGACACAAAGGGCUUAAGCUCCACCCUAGUCUGGAACUGUCAUGAGGUCUUUCAGAGCCAACAAGUCAUAACUACACUUAUGAAUAAUUGUGCCAAGAUUGCUGACAAUAUCCAAAGCAUAAUCUGCCAACUGCUACCCGAUCAGAAGGAAGAGACCAAUGAAGGGAGGAUUGAAGGACAAGUUACCAAGCAACCUGCUCACCUAUCAGACAGACUGGUCCUGAAGCCUUACCAAAUGAUUGGUCUCAACUGGUUGGCCCUCAUACACAGGCAGGGAGUUAACGGCAUUCUAGCUGAUGAAAUGGGUCUUGGCAAGACGGUGCAAACGAUAGCCUUCUUAGCUCAUCUGAUGGAACAAGGUGAUGGAGGGCCUCAUCUCAUUGUAGUUCCUUCAUCCACUCUAGAAAACUGGGCAAGAGAGCUUCAUACAUGGUGUCCAGCACUGGAGGUUAUCUUAUACACAGGAACAGUGGAAGAGAGAAGGGAACUCAGGGAAAAUAUACUGAAUGAAUAUUUGACAUGCAAUGUCAUUGUCACUUCCUAUAACAUGUGUAUCAGCAAUGCAGAUGAUCGAAGUCUGUUCCGUAAGAUGGGCAUACAUUACGUAGUGUUUGAUGAAGCUCAUAUGCUCAAGAACAUGCAAUCCCAGCGCUACAAGUUCCUCAUGAAAAUUAGGGCUGAGAGAAAAUUGCUUCUGACCGGUACUCCACUUCAGAAUAACUUGAAGGAGCUGAUAUCACUCCUUAGUUUUGUCAUGCCUCAUGUGUUCUGUGACAAUGCAGCUGAGCUACAGAAGACAUUCAGUCUAACUAAACAAAAGAGUGACGAUCCAUUGAAGCAGAGUAAAUUUGAGCGUGAACGGAUAGCCCAUGCUAAGCAGAUCAUGCAACCAUUUAUUCUGAGAAGAGUCAAAUCAGAGGUGUUGAAGCAGUUGCCCUCCAAAACUGAAUGUGUUGUGAAGUGUCCAAUGAUCAAAAGCCAGGAGGACCGCUACAAUGAAAUCAAAGCUAUGCUGUCAAGAGAUUUCUGCAGCCUAGGUGGUGGGGCUAAGAUGGAGAUGACAAAACUAUCCUGUGCCAUGAUGCAACUGCGUAAAGCAGCCAACCAUGAAGUGUUGAUGCGUCAUCAUUAUGAUGAUUCCACACUACAGCAAAUGGCCAAACUCAUGCUAAAGGAGCCAAGUCAUUGUGAUGCCAAUCCUGAUCUUAUUUUUGAGGACAUGUCGGUGAUGAAUGACUUUGAGCUGCAUAAACUUUGCCAUGAAUAUUCAAUCCUGACUCCAUUCAGACUCUCAACAGAUCUACUGCUUGCCUCUGGAAAAUUCCAGAUUUUGGAUAAGAUGCUGCCUGAUAUGAAACAAAAGGGUGACAGAGUACUUAUGUUCAGUCAGUUUGUGAUGGUUCUUGACAUCAUUGAAAGUUACAUGAAACAUCAUCAGUAUCGAUACCUCCGCUUGGAUGGCCAAACACCAGUAUGCGACAGGCUUGCUCUGAUUGACAAGUAUAACAGCGAUGAAGAUAUAUUUGUCUUUCUCUUGUCAACACGUGCUGGGGGUCUGGGUAUCAAUUUAACCUCAGCCAAUCAUGUCAUCCUUCAUGAUAUUGAUUACAAUCCGUAUAAUGACAAACAAGCCGAGGACAGGUGUCAUCGUGUUGGACAAAAGAGAGAUGUUACAGUGACAAAACUAAUCAGCAGCAACUCCAUUGAGGAAGGCAUGCUAAGAUGUGCACAGUAUAAACUGCAGCUAGAGGAACAAAUGACAAGAAAUGACUGUUCAGGUGAAGAUGCCAAGAAUGCCACGGAUGUUGCCAGGUUGCUGAAAGAUGCAUUGGAACUUUGAUGGAGAUGUGCUUGUCACUUGUUUGUGCAUUGUGCACCUUGACACAAUUAUAAUCACUACAACUACUGUACAGUCAACAGCAGUCCGGUAUUGGUCAAUUUCAGGUUAAAACAUUAGGAAAAGUAACUUUCAACAAGUCUCCGGUACUUUCCAUAAUUUAAUUGAGUGCUCUCAGGUGAUGCUUUCAUAAAGAAUUUGGAUGGAGCUAUUCACAAUUGACUUUAAAUAGAUUGGAGUCUUUUAAUUUUAUUUUUGUACUCCAUACAAAGUUUCAAAGUUGCUGCGAAGAUAUUUUGUUUUUAAUGGUCGUUUUUGAUGGGUGGUUUUCAUAUUGUAAUGUUGCAAUCACAUUUAACUAUUUAUAUAUGCAUGUAAUUAGUAAUUACUCUGCAUUUUUGGCACAGCAUUAAAUUGAAUUGUAUCCAAACCAUCUUAACUCAAAGAAAAAGAAGGUUUAAUAGUGAUGAUGACUCAUGUAAUAAAGGAAAUUAAUCUAUACAGAAGACAGGAAUGCAUUUGUAUUGAUGGUGUGUAAAACCCUAAUGUAUCGUUUUGUUUGUUAAUUUUGCAAUCUGGAGUAAUUCACUUUAAUUUUCUGUCAUGCAGACCACCAAACUGCAUUUGUUUUUGUUUUUUAUUUCAAUUAAACAUUUAAAAGUCUAAGGUUAGACACCGUUCCGUACUUACACCAAACUUUGGAAAAAGAAACUCAGUCUUAGAAGCUUGUAUUAUGACAUUAUUGAUGUUUUGUUGACAUGAAUAAAAUGUAUUGUGAGUGUGAA